Molecule: messenger RNA, 846 nt
Organism: Cladophialophora psammophila CBS 110553
Lineage: Eukaryota; Fungi; Ascomycota; Eurotiomycetes; Chaetothyriales; Herpotrichiellaceae
Product: taurine dioxygenase
Exons: 1
Coding region: 1-846 (281 amino acids)
Cellular component (GO): cytoplasm
Molecular function (GO): 2-oxoglutarate-dependent dioxygenase activity
Source: RefSeq, a predicted model, not a curated record
AUGUCGAGCAAGAGAGGCAUCUCCAUAAAGCGGGUGGCCGGUUCAAUAGGCGCCGAGAUCCACGACGUCAACCUCAGUGAUUUCUCUGAAAACCCAGGCAUCGUCAGGGAGAUCCGGGAGGCCCUCCUGCAAUAUCAAGUCAUAUUCUUCCGCAAUCAAAACCUAGAGCCCAAAGCAUACCUCGAGUUCACCUCCCACUUUGGCAAACCCGUCGAAUACCCCUUUGUGCGCGGCAUCGAUGGGUUUCCCGAAAUCAUUCAAGUGCUCAAACAAGAACACGAGAUCAUCAACUUUGGAGGCAUCUGGCACUCGGACACCUCUUACUUCGAGAAGCCGCCGAUGGGAUCGGUGUUGAUGGCCAAGGAAGUCCCGCCCUAUGGUGGUGACACGCUAUUCGCGAAUCAAUAUGCAGCCUACGAUUCCCUCUCCGAAGGACUCAAGCAAACACUCUCCACCUUGAAGGCAGUGAGUACCUCGGCCAAGGCUGACGCCAGCAAGACCCGUGAAGACCGUAUCCGCGACUCCGGCAACGCCUCAGCAAAUUCUACGCUAGAGGCAAUCCAUCCCGUCGUCAGAACACAUCCCGAGACGGGGAGGAAAGCCCUCUACGUCAACGUGGCGCACACCUCCCACUUCGAGGGCUGGACGGAGGAAGAAUCUGCUCCGCUGCUACAGUACCUGUUUCAGCAUCAAGUGAAGCCGGAAUUUACAUGCCGCUUCCGCUGGGAGCAGGGCAGUAUCGCCUUCUGGGACAAUCGGUGCACACAGCACAACCCGAUCAAUGAUUAUCAUGGAUUCCGCCGGAGGAUGCUGAGGAUUACCUUGGAGGGAGACCGGCCUGUAUAG